This is a messenger RNA of Procambarus clarkii (red swamp crayfish), 1526 nucleotides long. Lineage: Eukaryota; Metazoa; Arthropoda; Malacostraca; Decapoda; Cambaridae. The record is from RefSeq and is a predicted model, not a curated record.
GUCUGGCUGUUGAAGCCAGUUUGUUCGUCCCAGUUGUUUGUCUGGCUGGCGUAACCCAGCUUGCUCGCCCCAGUCGUUUGUCUGGCUGUUGAAGCCAGUUUGUUCGCCCUAGCAGUUUGGCCUGACCGGCGUAGACCGGCCCGUUUGUUCCAUGACGUCUCGUCCACUCGGUGUAGCCGCCUGUUGUUCCUGCACGUACACGUUCCCUCCUGGUUCCCUGUCCUGUCCUACUCCAGCGCAGGCGCAUGCCGUCGGCCGGUCUGUCCGCUUGGGUGGGCUAUGUUAUUGGCGAGAAGCCGGAUCAUGCAGCAACUGCAACACGGAAGAGGGCUCGGGUGGCGUCGACGCGAGGACAACAGCGCAGUGGUGCAAGGACGCAGCCGGCCAGGGCCAGGACGAAGCCCGCCCGUUUCGCCUCCCCCUCCUCGGGGGGGCUCCUCGGCGGCUCUGAUACGGACGGCGACCACACAUCCCAGAGGCCCACUGCCGGCAUAGCGGCGGGUGGCACAGCGUCGCAGCCUCCACCCCUGUCGGCCGACGAUUGGACGACGCUGCAGGCGCUCAUCGCGCAGGCCCGGGGGCCCUCUCACGCCACAAGCCUUCCGGCCAUGGGGACCUCCGAGGCCGACCCUGCCGCGGCUGCCACAGCCGCCCUGCCCCCCUCCACCGACCGUCGCCCACGGGCCAGGGCCAGGGGGCAUACGUCGAGGCGACGUGCGAGCUCCUCCAGUCCGUCCUCCUUCGACGAGUCCCCCGAGGAGAGAGCGCCCCCCACUUUUUCUAGCCCCUGGCCGGGGCAACUACGGUCGACCACGGACUCCAGCAUCCCACUCUUGGGCGUGCACGUCCCGCAAGCCCUUCGGGAGAAGGUCUGGGCAAACAAGUAUGUGGACCUCGGGCACUUGCUUGCCUACGAGCGGGAAUCAGGUUCUUUCGAGUCCUACUCUGCGACAUCCCCUGACGCAAAGCAGCCUGAUAAGAAGCAGCCGCCCCUGACGCCGGACCAGUGGGCGCAUGGCCUUGACAUCUACGCCACUAUCUACGUCGAGAAGCACCCAGCGGAGGCUCAGGCGCUGUUUACCUAUGCGCGUUACGUGAAGACCAUGAAGACGACCCUUCAAAUCAUUAUAUUCAUUAGAGGAAUAUUAGGAUUUAUGAAAUGUUUCAUAAAAUUUUGUUUAUCAAUUCUUGUUAUGGUGAUAGACUAGUAACCAUUUAAAAAAUGCAUUUUAAUUGACAUAUUUUAGCAUUUAAUGUAUGUUACAUUUACAUUUGAAUAUCAAAUGCAUACAUGCAUCUCUCACUUGAGGCAGCAACACUUAUCAUUGUUAAUCUAGUUUGGAUGCAACAUGGGUCCCUGAGUCAGUCAUGUGACACCACCAGCAUCACCUCUGCUUCCUCUUUUCUUCCUUCUUUGUGUACAUUAUUAAGUACAGUGACAGAACACUUAAUCUGUCUUCGUUAUAGAAUAAUCCAUGUCUAUGAUGGAACCCUUCGUAACUAUCUCCAUUAAAGAACAAUUCAUU